AUGAGACCAAACACCUCUGUGACUGAAUUCGUCCUGUUGGGCUUCUCUACUGACCCUGACGUGAGCUCUGCUUUAUUCCUGGCGUUUCUGGGCGUUUACAUCUUCAUCGUGCUGGGUAACGUCCUCAUCAUUGUCGUCACCACAGUCGACCUGGCCCUUCACACCCCUAUGUAUUUCUUCCUCAGGAUCUUGUCCUUCCUGGAGAUCUGCUUCACCUCCGUCACCCUACCCAACGUGCUGGCCGAGAUCCUCUCAGUGAGGAAAACCAUGCCCUUUGCCGGCUGUGCCGUGCAGAUGUAUUUUUUCCUGUUCUUUGGUGUUACUGAGUGCUGCCUGCUCGCGUCGAUGGCCUACGACUGCUACUGCGCCAUCUGCAACCCGCUUCGCUACACGGCCUUCAUGGAUAGAAAAGUCUGCCUCCAACUGACAGGCGGGUCGUGGCUCUGUGGGAUGGUGGUGGCCGUGGGACACACCGCCUUUGUCUUCACCCUUCCUUUCUGCGGGCCCAACGUGAUCAACCACUUCUUCUGUGAGAUCCAGCCGGUGCUGAAGCUGGUGUGCGGGGACACAUACCUGAUCGAGAUCCAGAUCGUUGUGGGGGCUGCACUUGUCCUUCUUCUGCCUUUCAUGCUAACGCUGGGGUCCUACGUAUGUAUCAUCUCCACCAUCCUUCAGAUUCGGUCCACUGAAGGCCGGCGCCGAGCCUUCUCCACCUGCUCCUCACACCUCACCGUGGUGACCUUGUUCUACGGGACAGCCCUCAUCAUGUAUGUCCGUCCCAAGUCCAGCUUCUCCCCAGAGGUGAGCAAGAUAUUCGCUCUGUUCUACUCAGUGGUGAUUCCGCUCUUGAACCCCAUUAUCUACAGCCUCAGGAACAAGGAGGUGAAAGAUGCCUUGAGGAAAACAGGGACAAAGAUAUUUCAUCCUCAAGAUUAG
This is a messenger RNA of Pelodiscus sinensis (Chinese soft-shelled turtle), 936 nucleotides long. Its product is annotated as olfactory receptor 10C1-like. The record is from RefSeq and is a predicted model, not a curated record. Gene Ontology annotation, molecular function: olfactory receptor activity; G protein-coupled receptor activity. Gene Ontology annotation, cellular component: membrane. NCBI's taxonomy places the organism in Eukaryota, Metazoa, Chordata, Testudines, Trionychidae. Gene Ontology annotation, biological process: G protein-coupled receptor signaling pathway.